CCGCCGCCGUGCCCGCCGCCGCCGCCAUGCCCCCACCGGCCCCGCCGCGCCCCGCGGCCGCCGCCGGCGCACCAUGAAGCGGCAGAACGUGCGGACGCUGGCGCUGAUCGGCUGCACCUUCACCUACCUGCUGGUGGGCGCCGCCGUCUUCGACGCGCUCGAGUCCGAGGCGGAGACGGCGGAGCGGCGGCGGCUGGAGGCCAAGAGCGACGAGCUGAGGAGAAAGUACAACCUGAGCGCCGAGAGCUACCGGGAGCUCGAGCGGGUGGUGCUCAAGCUCAAGCCGCACAAGGCCGGCGUCCAGUGGAAAUUCGCCGGUUCUUUCUACUUCGCCAUCACCGUCAUCACCACCAUAGGCUACGGGCACGCGGCGCCCAGCACGGACGGCGGGAAGGUUUUCUGCAUGCUCUACGCGCUGCUGGGCAUCCCCCUGACCCUGGUGAUGUUCCAGAGCCUGGGCGAGCGCAUCAACACGCUGGUGCGCUCGCUGCUGCGCCGCCUCAAGCGGCGCCUGGGCAUGCGGCGGCCCGAGGUGUCCAUGGCCAACAUGGUGACCAUCGGCUUCUUCUCCUGCGUCGGCACGCUGUGCGUCGGCGCCGCCGCCUUCUCGCACUACGAGAACUGGAGCUUCUUCCAGGCCUACUACUACUGCUUCAUCACGCUGACCACCAUCGGCUUCGGCGACUACGUGGCGCUGCAGAAGGACCAGGCCCUGCAGACGCAGCCGCAGUACGUGGCCUUCAGCUUCGUCUACAUCCUCGCCGGGCUGACGGUCAUCGGCGCCUUCCUCAACCUGGUGGUGCUGCGCUUCAUGACCAUGAACGCCGAGGACGAGCGCCGCGACGCCGAGCAGCGGGCGCUGCUGGGCCGGGCCGCUCGCUGCGGUGGCGCCGCGGCCUCUGUCCCCGAGGUCACCGCGGUGACCCCGGCCGAGAGCGGCUUGCGGAACGUCUACGCCGAGGUGCUGCACUUCCAGUCGGUGUGCUCGUGCCUGUGGUACAAGAGCCGCGAGAAGCUGCAGUAUUCCAUCCCCGUCAUCAUUCCCAGGGAUUUGUCCGGCUCGGACGCGGGUGUCGAGCGGAGCCGUUCCUCGCCGGCGCGGUGCCCCGGGACGCCGGAGCAGCGCUGCUUGUGCCGCUCGGCCAUCAGCUCCGUGUCCACCGGCCUGCAGAGCCUGGUGGCGUUCCCGGCCUUGGCCAAGCGCCGCAGCUCCGUGUAGCGCCCGAGCCGCGAUCCCACCGCGAUGGGCAACGACGCCGUCCCGCUCGGCUGCGGGUGGGUUUUAAUUUAAAACCGCUUGGAUUUUUAAUUUCACACACAAAAAACCCAAAAAAACCCAAAAAAACCCAAAAAAACCAACCCCAAAACUCAUUCCUUGAAAAUGUGAAACGUGGGAGAGUGGCGGAAUUUUAAUUUCACACACAAAAACCAAAAAACAACCCAAAAAAAACCAACCCCAAAACCCACUCCUUGAAAAUGUGAAACUUGGGAGAGCGGCGGAAUUUUAAUUUCACACACAAAAAACCCAAAAAACCCCAAAAAAACCCCCCAAAGAAACAACCCCAAAACCAACUCCUUGAAAAUGUGAAACUUGGGAGAGCGGCGGAAUUUUAAUUUCACACACAAAAAACCCCCAAAAAACCCAAAAAAACCCAAAAAAACCAACCCCAAAACACACUCCUUGAAAAUGUGAAACUUGGGAGAGCGGCGGAAUUUUAAUUUCACACACAAAAAACCCAAAAGAAACCAAAAAAAAACCCCAAAAAAACCCAACCCCAAAACCCACUCCUUGAAAAUGUGAAACUUGGGAGAGCGGCGGAAUUUUAAUUUCACACACAAAAAACCAAAAAACAACCCAGAAAAAACCCAAAAAACCAACCCCAAAACCCACUCCUUGAAAAUGUGAAACUUGGGAGAGCGGCGGAAUUUUAAUUUCACACACAAAAAACCAAAAAAACCCCAAAAAAAACCC
Molecule: messenger RNA, 1972 nt
Organism: Taeniopygia guttata (zebra finch)
Lineage: Eukaryota; Metazoa; Chordata; Aves; Passeriformes; Estrildidae
Gene: KCNK3
Product: potassium two pore domain channel subfamily K member 3
Biological process (GO): potassium ion transmembrane transport; stabilization of membrane potential
Cellular component (GO): plasma membrane
Molecular function (GO): outward rectifier potassium channel activity; potassium ion leak channel activity; open rectifier potassium channel activity
Source: RefSeq, a predicted model, not a curated record